AUGCCUCCUAAGUUCGAUCCUAACGAGAUUAAAAUUGGUAGGUUAACCUUUGAGAAAUUUAGCGGAUAAUUUUGUUGAGGAGUUUGCUCAUCUUUUUAAAAUUUGUCAUAUUUCUCGUGUUUCUGUUAGUUUACUUGAGAGCCACUGGCGGUGAAGUUGGUGCUACAUCAGCCCUCGCUCCCAAGAUCGGCCCUCUUGGUUUGGUGAGGAAUAUUUUGUUGUUGAUUUUAAAAUAUAUUGAGUUAAAAGUUAGCGUAAAGAAGAAGUGUGAGAAUGGUCAAGGUUUGUGUUUUGUACACGUGCAGAAUAAAUUAUCCAUGAUCACUUUGGUUUCACCUCAGAAAACAUAGCUACCCUUGAUGUCAUAUUUUACAUUUUAUCCUGUCAAAUCUGUUCUCACUGUGGUAAAACAUACAUCAUGGUUCUGGUUGCAUCAUUGUGGCAAAUUAUAGCUAAAACACAAACCGUGGCCUUGUUAAGGUUUUUGCUUUCAUGCAAAAACUGAAUUCUACCAGGCCCCAGUUGUUCAAAAGCUGGAUAGCCCUAUCCACUGGAUAAGUAUUAGGGAAACCAAUUGCACUAUUCACUGGAUAGAAAUUUAUCUGCUGGAUAGCGCUAUCCAUCUUUUCAACAACUGGGGCCAGAACUUUAACUUAAUACAUAGUUCUUUCCGAAUGAUAAUUUUCAGUCCACUACAACAUUGCAACAUUGUUUGAAGAGUGUUUUGUUCCGUCAUUAUUGCCCUUUAAACCCAUCAACAAUAGAUGGGUGUGGGGAAGGUGCCUCAUGAAACAGAAGGGGGCCACAAGUGAGCCUAGAAGGUAACCAUGACAACCCUGUGAGUGGCACCCACCAGGCACCGUCAUACUGAGAACCUCAGUGGAAAAAGGUGCAGAUACUUACUAAAAAGAGCAUCGAGAGAGGAGGGAGGGUUGGGGGCAAAAAAACAACUAUAACUACUGCACGUAAAAGCAACGUAAGCAAAAUGAUUGACUCCUGCGACAGCACUGUAAAAUCACUAAGACCCUGCUAAACGCCAAGACCGCCCCACAUACAAUUAGUGGUGGAGACCACUGGCCAGCAUUGUCUUAUGUUUAACCUCACCUAAAUUACGUGUGGCCACAUUAAAAUCUUUGUUGCAAAUCUUCCCACGUUAUCGUUUAAAGGCAAUUUCUGAGAAAUGAUUACCCUAAGAGAAUCAUCGUACAACCAAACCAACCUGUCAGUUUGUGCUAUCCAAUUUAUUGCCAUUUUUAUGCACAUUUUAACUGCUUUAGUCCCCCAAGAAAGUUGGUGAUGAUAUCGCCAAGGCAACACAGGACUGGAAGGGAUUGCGUAUCACUGUUCAGUUGACCAUCCAGAACAGACAGGCUAAGGUGUCUGUUGUGCCAAGCGCAUCAUCAUUGAUCAUCAGAGCUCUCAAGGAACCCCCAAGAGAUCGCAAGAAAGUUAAGAAUAGUGAGUGAUCACUUGAAUUUAGUGCUUAGUGGUCUUAAUUCUUUGAAUGGGUAGUGUGUACUGGUAAUCUUCAGAAAAUUUAGAAAAAGGUAGUUUUAUCAUUGAAAUCACCAGCUGAUUUUGUCUUUUUUUACUAGAAAGAAUACUUGGCUAGAACCUAAUAGCCUUAAGUAGGCAGCUAGGCUGAGUGCUUAAAAACUCCUUACAGUGUGCGACCACACAAACUGAGGCCAAUGAGACAAAAUUUUGAGACAAAUUUUGAAAUUAACCAAUCACAAGUUGAGAUCUAAACAAUGAAAUUGCGCAUAAUUGUAUAAUUUCAGAGCCAAUUCAAAACACGUUGCGAACCAUUUUUUAAAGGAUAUUAAAAAAAUAAGGAAUCGCAACAUUUGCGUAACUAUAUCAAGCUGAAAAAUGUUUUGACAAUGUCUGGGUUGGUUGGACUCAAAGCCAGGAGUAAAGAAAUUUUGACCAAUCCGGACUUAAAGCUACAGCUGCUCAUUUCACGGCAAACAGCGCUCAGUGCUGAGUAAAUCACAGUGUCAGUGAUGACAAAGAUAAAGGGGAGGUUAAUGCAAAUUACAAUGCAAUACACUCGCCCAGCUUAACCGGCAAAAACAAAACUAAGAUUGACUCUAGACUGCUCAAGAAUAGCAAAGGAAAUUGCCAUGGUUAGUGGAAUUUUUGCCAAGGGAAGGAGGCAGACAUUACUUUAUUCUUCCAAGUGACAAAAGCAAGAAAGGUCAGAAAAAAUCUUCGAAGCAAUUUAGUCGAUGAUUGCCCCAAACUGAGCAACGAACCCAAUGAAACACAGUUAACAAACAAAAAUGGAUCGAAAUCCACCAAUCACAAACCAUAUAACCUUUUGAAGUUGUUCAAGUAAAGAUCUGUUUCCUAGGAGGUCUGCUAAGAUGAUUUACGGAACAGAAAAACCCAAAAUUUCUUUGAGUAAUGAAAACGAUUUUUGGUGAGCGGCUGUCCUUUUUUUGUAGUUCAGAUUGUUCAAAAUUUCUUUACUGCUGGCUUUGAUUCCGGCUAACCCAAUCGUUGGCAAAACAUUUUCCAGCUUGAUUUAUACAAAUGUCAUGAUUGCUUGUUUAUAAUGAUAUCCUUUCGGAAACUGGUUCAUAAUGUAUUUUGAACUGGCUCUGAGUACAAAAUUAUGUGCAAUGUCAUUUUUUAGAUCUUGACGUUUGUUAUUUUAAGAUUUGUCUCAUUUUUUGUCUGGGUGGCCUCGGUUUGUGUGGUUGCACUGUAAUACAGUAGAACCUAAAUACAAUGAACCUCUAUAUCAUGAAGUCCUUGGAAUAAUUAACAAUUAUUCCUCGAGCCUGAAUGGGCUAUUGUCUCGGAGGCCAUGAGGGCGAGAGGAAUAAUAAUUGUUUUAGUAAAAACCAACUAGUUGGUCAAUAAUAUCGAGACAAAACAACCUUAGCUAGUUAAAGCUAGACUCGUACUUUGUUUGUGUUUGUGGUUAUUGGCUGGAGAACCAUAAGCUAGCCUAAGCAAAUAAUUAUUACACUUUCACUGCUAAAAAAGUAUGAGGUUGAGGUCAGUUAAAACAAUGAGUAGGUUCAAACCCUUAUUUAAGUACCUCAGUUAACUAGCAUUUUAUUGUUUUGUUCUUCUUAGUCAAACACAGUGGCAAUCUAACACUUGACAAUAUCAAAGAGAUUGCAAGAACCAUGAGACCAAGGUCAAUGGCUCGUAAAUUGGAGGGAACUGUAAAGGAGAUCCUUGGUACAUGCCAGUCUGUGGGUUGCACCGUAGAAGGACAACCUCCUCACGAUAUCAUUGACAAGAUCAAUGAUGGAGAAAUAGAAAUUGAGGUAUGU
Molecule: messenger RNA, 3293 nt
Organism: Porites lobata
Lineage: Eukaryota; Metazoa; Cnidaria; Anthozoa; Scleractinia; Poritidae
Source: the annotation of a GenBank genome assembly